AUGCUGCUGUUCUACCCUGGCUGCAGGGACGGGUUGAUCGUGCAGGAGGGACAGCCCUGCCACCGCCUUGCCUGCAACACGUGCCUCUGUGUGCACUUCACCCACAAGGUAACAAAUUGGAAGUACUCAAAGCUGAAAGAAGUGGAUGAUGGGCUUGGGGGAGCAGUUGCCUGGGAGGAUGUUGACUGUGCUGCAGAGCCAUGUCCUAAAUGAGAACCUCCUUGUGCUUACUACAUGUAGCUUCAGACCCGCUCUGCAGAUGAGCCGAAGACCACCUUCUACCAGUGCUGCAGGGCUCGGUGUGGACACCACUGGAGGGAUUAG
Molecule: messenger RNA, 324 nt
Organism: Pongo pygmaeus (Bornean orangutan)
Lineage: Eukaryota; Metazoa; Chordata; Mammalia; Primates; Hominidae
Product: DNA-directed RNA polymerase III subunit RPC10-like
Exons: 1
Biological process (GO): DNA-templated transcription; termination of RNA polymerase III transcription
Cellular component (GO): RNA polymerase III complex
Molecular function (GO): zinc ion binding; nucleic acid binding
Source: RefSeq, a predicted model, not a curated record